UUUCAAAAUCUAUUCAAUAUUUAAAAAUCAAUAAAGUUUCAACUGUUAUCAACAACAGUUCUAUACCACAUUUAACUAUUUGAAAAACUAGCAUUCUUCAUAUAAGGUCUCUUACCUAAUUUUUCUAUGAAAUAAGCUGGCUUGUGGAUACAUUCACAUGAUAAUAACCGAUUCUCAACUUCUUAUUUAGGUGUUUAAUUAGAUCUCAUUGAUAAAUGUCUUAGAUUUUAAGCAAAACUGGUACAUUUUUAUUCCUAAUAAUUUGGUAUUUGCUUUUUGGGCAUAAAUCAGUUAUUCUCACUCCUAAAAAUAACGAUUCUGAUGCUGUAUUAUAUGUAGCAGUAAGUAUUUAGAUCCAUUUUUAACAAGUAAGAAUUUAUUGGGAUAUAUUUUGUAUGAAUAAAGUUCCUUACUUCUCUCCUUUCUCUAUUAUUUUAGAAAGUAUUUUAGAUAUUUAGUGUGCAAAGUGCAGAAAUAGUUUUUAUCUGUAUAAUUUGUAAGGAUGGGUGUAGACUGUAGAUAAGAAAUGGGAUUGUGCAAUUUCACACUUCAGAAAAUAAUUUUAUUUUGAACAAUAAUUGCUAUAAUUUUGGAAUUAAUUAAAUCUAGUGUUCAUGUAUAAGGGAUAUAUAGUUGCAAAUAUUGGAUUAGUCCUUAAAUAUCAAUGAUAUCACUAUUAAAAAUAUAUGGAUAAAGUUCUCUCCAAAUUGACUUAAAUUAAU
Moneuplotes crassus is the source of this 722-nucleotide messenger RNA. Lineage: Eukaryota; Ciliophora; Spirotrichea; Euplotida; Euplotidae. The record is from the annotation of a GenBank genome assembly.